Messenger RNA from Adineta steineri, 1155 nucleotides. The record is from the annotation of a GenBank genome assembly. Lineage: Eukaryota; Metazoa; Rotifera; Eurotatoria; Adinetida; Adinetidae.
AUGAAAAUUUUAAUUAAUGAUAGUGAUAAAUUAACAAAUUCUUUGACCAUUAUUACAAGAAGGUCAAAAGAACCUUUAGAUAAAUGCAAAGUUUGUGAAGCACCAGCUAUACAUUCAAAUUUUGGUGUUAUUUGUUGUUCUCCGUGUAAAAUGUUUUUUAAACGUAAUGCAGAACUACAACAAGUUAGACAUUUUAUAUGUGGUUUUGGUGAUAAAUGUGAAGUAAAUAUGAAUAAUCGUCGAAUAUGUUCAUCUUGUCGACUUACAAAAUGUUUUGCAAGUGGAAUGAAAAUUGAAUUGAUUCGAGGUUCUCGAUCAAAAAAAAAUAGUAAAAAAAGACAAAAGAAAAAUACAAUAACAAAAUUUAAUUUACCAACAAUUAAUGAUCAGUCACAAAAGUCAUCUACAUUUAAUUUAUUACAAUUUGAUCAAUCAAUAUUAACUAUAGAACAGUGGAAUAUUCUUUCUUAUUUAUUCAAUUGUUUUGAUGAACAAAAACAGUUUUCAUUAAUUAAUCAAUUUAUAUCCGAACAAAAUAGUUUACCAUACAAAUUUCGUUUUAAAUGUGGAUCUGUACGACAAUUAAUUUCAUUACUUACAAGUAAAACUCAAUCAUUAUUUGAAAAGAAUCAUGAUUUUUAUUCAUUAUGUACACGUGAUCGUUCAAUUCUACUUCAUCGUAUAAUGAAAUAUAUAGCAGUUAUUAAUUUAUCAUAUAUAGUACAACAAACUCAUAUAAUUAAUUAUCCUUCAUUUAAUAAGAUUCUUGAAAAUCUUUUUGGAAAAACUGCAACAUUAAUAAAUAAACAAGCAUUUACAUUAAUCAAUGGUUUUGAUGUUGGUUUUUUAAAAUUGGCACUUACAAUUAUUUGUUUUUCAACAAUUGAUUAUGUAAUAUAUGAAAAUAUAUCUGGAGCGAAUUUUAUAAGUGUAAAACGAAUCAUGGAAAUUCAAGAUUUAUAUAUCGAAUUAACAUGGCGAUAUUUAGUUUAUGAGUAUAGUGAACAAAAAGCAAUUGUUCAUUUUUCUAGUUUUAUUAGAUUUAUAUUUGCCGUUCAUAAUGCUAUUAUUUUAAUGCAAAAUGAAGAAGUUUUUACCAGUAUGAUUGAUUCAACAAUUGAACAAAUUGAGAAAACUCUUCCUAUUUGUAUUUAA